UGGGGCGUGUUCGUUCUCUUCGAGUGUUGGCCGGGGUGGGAGUCUGGGCUUUAGGCAGUAAGUGGGGUCGGCGGACGGGGAUCCCGGGAGGAACGUGAGAAGGGUAGGGUCGGUGUUGGCGGCACGGCCUGAAGGAGAGUGAGGGUAGUAUUUAGUUUCACAAUGUUUGGGGACCUGUUUGAAGAGGACAGUGUAUCAAAUAAUCAGUACGGAAAAGGGAAGAAAUUAAAGACUAAAGCUUUGGAGCCACCUGCUCCUAGAGAAUUCACCAAUUUAUGUGGAAUCAGAAAUCAGGGCGGAACCUGUUACCUCAAUUCCCUUCUUCAGACUCUUCAUUUCACACCUGAAUUCAGAGAAGCUUUAUUUUCUCUUGGACCGGAGGAGCUUGGUUCAUUCGAAGAUAAGGAUAAACCUGAUGCAAAGGUUCGAAUCAUCCCUUUACAAUUACAGCGCUUGUUUGCUCAGCUUCUGCUCUUAGACCAGGAAGCUGCAUCCACAACAGACCUCACGGACAGCUUUGGAUGGACCAGCAAUGAGGAAAUGAGGCAACAUGAUGUUCAGGAACUCAAUCGAAUUCUCUUCAGUGCUUUGGAAACUUCUUUAGUCGGGACCUCUGGCCAUGACCUCAUUAGCCGUCUGUAUCACGGAACCAUUGUUAACCAGAUCGUUUGUAAAGAAUGCGACAACGUCAGUGAGAAGCAGGAAGACUUCUUAGAUCUAACAGUAGCGGUCAAAAAUGUAUCUGGUUUGGAAGAUGCGCUCUGGAACAUGUAUGUAGAAGAGGAAGUUUUUGACUACGACAAUUUAUACCACUGUGGAACUUGUGACAGGCUGGUUAAAGCAGCAAAGUCGGCCAAAUUACGUAAGCUGCCUCCCUUUCUUACUAUUUCAUUACUAAGAUUUAAUUUUGAUUUUGUGAAGUGUGAACGCUACAAGGAAACUAGCCGUUAUACAUUCCCUCUCCGGAUCAAUCUCAAGCCUUUUUGUGAACAGAGUGAAGUGGAUGACUUAGGAUAUAUAUAUGACCUCUUCUCAGUUAUUAUACAUAAAGGUGGCUGCUAUGGAGGACACUAUCAUGUGUAUAUUAAAGAUGUUGACCAUUUGGGAAACUGGCAAUUUCAAGAGGAAAAAAGUAAACCAGACGUGAAUUUGAAAAAUCUUCAGAAUGAAGAAGAGAUUGAUGAUCCAUUAGUGAUUCUUAGAGCAAUCUUAUUACAGGAGGAGAAUAAUCUAAUUCCAGUUGAUCAGCUGGGCCAGAAACUCUUGAAAAAGAUAGGAUUAUCUUGGAACAAGAAGUACAGAAAACAGCAUGGACCACUGCGAAAGUUCUUACAGCUCCAUUCUCAGAUAUUUCUUCUCAGUUCAGAUGAAAGUACAGUUAGUCUACUGAAGAACCAUUCUUUCCAGGCUGAGCCUGAUUUCCAAAGGAAUGAUCAAAAAAUUUUCAAGACUUGCACUUCAGAAGCCCCAGGAUUAAAUGAUAGUACCUGCUGUCCCCACUGGUUUGAUAUAAAUGAUUCCAAAGUUCAGCCAAUCAAGGAAGAGGAUAUUAAACAGCAAUUUCAGGGUAAAGAAAGUGCCUACAUGUUGUUUUAUCGAAAAUCACAGUUGCAGAGACCCCCUGAAGCUCGAGCUAAUCCAAGAUACAUGGUUCCAUGUCAUUUGCUGAAUGAAAUGGAUGCAGCCAACAUUGAACUGCAAACAAAAAGGGCAGAAUGUGAUUCUGCAAACAAUGAUUUUGAAUUGCAUCUUCACCUGGGCCCUCAAUAUCAUUUCUUCAAUGGGGCUCUACACCCAGUAGUCUCUCAAACAGAAAGCAUGUGGGAUUUGAUCUUUGAUAAAAGAAAAACUUUAGGAGAUCUCCGACAAUCCAUAUUUCAGCUGUUAGAAUUUUGGGAAGGAGACAUGGUUCUUAGUGUCGCAAAGCUUGUACCAGCAGGACUUCACCUUUAUCAGACACUUGAUGGAGAUGAACUGACACUGUGUGAAACUGAAAUUGCUGAUGGGGAAGACAUCUUUGUAUGGAAUGGGGUUGAGGUUGGCGGAGUCCAGAUUCAAACUGGUAUUGACUGCGAACCUCUGGUUUUAAAUGUUCUUCAUCUAGAAACAAGCAGGCAAGGAGAAAAUUGUCAGCAGUUGGUAGAAGCUCCACAUGUCUUUCCUUCUAACGCAGAAGUGGGCACUCUGUUCACAGCCUUAGCAAUGCCAGUAGGUGUCCUCCUCACAAGCAGUGCUGAGUCUGCAGGUGAAGAGAGGUGGACUGCUGUUCCCAAAGAGGACAUGAAGAAGACAUUCAGAGAACUAGGUCUCAGAAACGGAAGCUCGAUUUUAAUUCAGGACUCUAAAAAUGAUAACAGUUUGUUGCCCAAACAAGGGAAACAGAGCCCUAGUGUGAAUGAGAUGGACUGGCUCCAAGUUAAAAAUUUAUGCCAAUUAGAAUCUGAAGAGAAGCAAGUUAAAAUAUCAGCAACUGUUAACACAGUGGUGCUUGAUAUUCGAAUUAAAGCCAUAAAGGAAUUUAAAUUAAUGAAGGAACUAGCUGAGAACAGCUGUUUGAGACCUAUUGAUAGAAAUGGGAAGCUUCUUUGUCCAGUGCCAGACAGUUCUACUUUGAAGGAAGCAGAGUUGAAGAUGGGGAGUUCAUUGGGACUGUGUCUUGGAAAAGCACCCACUUCCUCUCAGCUGUUCCUGUUUUUUGCUAUGGGGAGUAAUGUUCAACCUGGGACAGAGAUGGAAAUCAUAGUAGAAGAAACAACAUCUGUGAGAGAUUGUUUAAAGAUAAUGCUGGAGAAAUCUGGCCUACCAGGAGAUACAUGGCAUUUACGAAAAAUGGAUUGGUGCUUUGAAGCUGGGGAGCCUUUAUAUGAAGAAGAUGCAACACUGAAAGAGCUUAUGAUAUGUUCUGGAGAUACGUUGCUUGUAAUUGAAGGAAAACUUCCUCCCCCGGGUUUCCUGAAGGUGCCUAUCUGGUGGUACCAGCCUUGGGGUCCCUCAGAACACUGGAAGAGUCAUCAGGACCAGACCAACUGUAUGCCUUCCCAAGACAGGGUAUGGAGAGCUGCUUCUACUCAAGGUGCUCCUGGAAACGUGCCCGUGGAAGUUUCUCUCCUCUACUUGGGAGAUGUGGAAAUCUCAGAAGAUGCCGCUCUCGUGGAUCUGAAGUCUCAGGCCAUGACCUUGCCCCUUUUCCCGGAGUUCGCUGCUCCGUCCCCAGCCUUCCUCAGAGCCUGGACAGUGGAGAGCCGGCGCCCGGGCAGGCUUCUGCGGACCGACCGGCAGCCGCUCAAGGAGUAUAAACUAGGACGGAGAAAUGAGAUCUGCUUAGAGCCCCUUCGGAAAGAGGAAAACUUGGGCCCCCAGGACAUGCUGCUGAGGACACAGAUGCGCAUCCCCGGCACGCGGGCCUAUGUCCCGGCCAUGGACUUGGUGUGGGACACCGCCCGAGGCUGGACUGCUGGCUCCCUGCGGCAGCGAGUUGCCGACUUCUGUUCUCUUCCGGUGGAGAAAACUGAAAUUGCCAAAUACUUUCCUGAAAAGUUCGAGUGGCUUCCAAUAUCUAGCUGGAACCAGCAAAUUACCAAGAGGAAAAAGAAGAAAAAGCAAGAUAAUUUACAAGGUGCACCUUAUUACUUGAAAGAUGGAGAUACUAUUGGUAUUAAGCCAAGAAGCCCUUCGUACGCACAGCAGCGAUAUGUUCACCAGUGCAGAGACGCCGGCCCGGCCCAGAAGACCAGAAGCUUCUCUCUCCAUCCACGUUGGGAGUUUCAGAUAGCAGCAGCAGCAGGACAGCUCCGGGGCCGCAGCGCCAGGCUCUGCACUCUUGAUGCAACUGCCCUGUCGACUGUGUGGAAGCGGGUUUUGUCAGUUUGUGGAUUGACUGGUUGGUUGCUUGUGUAGCCUCAGAUCCCAAAUCCUCUGCUUCCUUAUGAGCAAAGGGAAGCCAGGCAAAUGCACUUGACUGCCCAGCUCUGCGACACACCCCAGCCCACAACAGGUGCCAAGCAGCUGCUGAUCUCUCACACCUGCCCCAGCCCCCUUUCACCAGAAAAUGCACUACCUGUGCAGUAACCACAGGCAGGGUGGAGCAUGUUGCCUGAGUCUGAUGGAUCUGCGUAAAAUACACACUGCUCAAUCCCUUUUUCUUACACUGUCCAGAUGACUCUGUGGGCCAUCUGCAGGGUAGUCUGUGUUUUCCAGAUUUCACGUCCCCCAUACCAUUCUGGUCCUCACAUAUUACAUGUCCCCCCGUUGGUCUGAGUUAAAAUUGUGAUUCUGGUGCUGAUAACACCAAGGUCCAGGGUUCAAUCUGAGCUGUGGCCAGCCACCAAGAAAACCAAAAAUGCUGUGAUUCUAUCGUGUUAGCUCCCUUUCCACAAUGAGGAGACAGAUGGGCCAUCCUGCAGUUAAAUGUGCUCUUCUAAAGACAAGAAAGCCCCGGUGUGGCCAGCUCCGCAGCUCCCAGGGCUUGGUCUGACCUGAGAUGUCUGUGAUCAGAACGUUCUCGCUGCUGCCCACAGCACCUCAGCCUGGAGGGAAGCAGUCAUCGCAGACAAGCCCCUCACCACCGUGGGUUUCAUGUUGCCCUGGGCAGCCUGAGUUGAUAUUCCUGACUAGUCUCAGUUAAAACAGAUGUGAAAAAGAAAAUGUAAACUAAGAUUUUUUCCUUCUUAAUUGAACACAGCUAACUACUCAAUGUUAAGGAAUUAGUUGGUAUUUAUAACAAACACAGCAUCUGUGUUACUGAAUUGACUGAUACAGGACGCCAGGGUGGUAGACUUUCUCAAAGCUGAUUUAGUCUAAAGCAGCUUCCUAAAAAGAUGUAACACAUUCUCAACCUGGUUAUCAUCCGGAUUCCACACGACUCCUCAUCAGCCCUUCUGUCAUUGAUAUUAAAACAGAACUGCAGUGUUGAGAUGGGAAGAAAACGACACCGUCUCAGCCUGCACCCUGGCUUAAGGCACGUCAGCUCACGUUGUUGGCUGUGUCACCUUUCCGUAGAGCCAACGAUAAGCCAGUGGCCCUGCUUUUCCUUCUCCAACACUGUCAAAACCACCGUUGAAGAGGAACCUUCAUCCUUCUGUACGACUGUCUGAGAUUCUGUAUUAUAAAUUAUGUCCUCGUUUCUGUUGAAGCACUGGCAUUGUACGAAGCUGGACUUUAACUAGAAGCUGCUUUCUGCUUCUCAAACACUAACUCAGUCUCAGGAGACUUGCACGUGGGGCUUCAGUGGCGCCCGUCUAGAUGUACAUUGAGGGUUUCUGAUACCAAAACCAUAAACAUGAUUAACCGUACGUAGCUGGAGGCCCAGCCCUUCUGCGCAUAAGCCAUUGUUUCUUUCACCGUAACGGGCACAUUUCCUUACUAUGCCCCUUCAUCUCAAGGUAAUAAAAUGUUAAUGUCAUAACUGAAAAGCUUUGCUUUUGAGAAGCCAGAGGCCCCAGUGAGCAUUUCUAAAAGUACCAAGAUGAGGCUGGGACGAUGUGCCCAGAAGUGCCAUCGAGCAGGGUGCCUGCAGCCUGGGCCAGUAUGAACUGCAUUUCUUUCCUUCCUCCCUUUUUCUUUGUUUUCUGUUUUUUUUUUUUUUUUUUUUUUAAUUUGGGGAUAAAUUGAAUGAUGCAGGAAGAAAUCUGUAAGAUUUUGUU
Molecule: messenger RNA, 5642 nt
Organism: Cynocephalus volans (Philippine flying lemur)
Lineage: Eukaryota; Metazoa; Chordata; Mammalia; Dermoptera; Cynocephalidae
Gene: USP40
Product: ubiquitin specific peptidase 40
Exons: 31
Coding region: 163-3897 (1244 amino acids)
Biological process (GO): protein deubiquitination
Cellular component (GO): cytosol; nucleus
Molecular function (GO): cysteine-type deubiquitinase activity
Source: RefSeq, a predicted model, not a curated record